Myripristis murdjan (pinecone soldierfish) is the source of this 2203-nucleotide messenger RNA. RefSeq lists its product as uncharacterized. Gene Ontology annotation, molecular function: cytokine receptor activity; protein binding. Gene Ontology annotation, cellular component: external side of plasma membrane. The coding region runs from base 19 to 1662 and encodes 547 amino acids. NCBI's taxonomy places the organism in Eukaryota, Metazoa, Chordata, Actinopteri, Holocentriformes, Holocentridae. Gene Ontology annotation, biological process: cytokine-mediated signaling pathway. The record is from RefSeq and is a predicted model, not a curated record. The transcript has 8 exons.
UUCAGUAUUUACUGUUGGAUGAAUAACGCAGAGAGGAGGAACUGUCGUGAAUACAGCCUGAAAUCCCCCAAAUUUAAAAAGGGGCCUUGCCAGUUCAACGGAACGUGCAACUGCUCGACCAAAUUUUAUCCUGUUCUCGGGACAAGUUUCAGUGUGACGCUUCACAAAGGGAGUGAGGAGCUGGGCUCCAAGGAACUACAAGUCCAUAAAAUCUGGAGGCCCAAAACCCCGACCAUCACCUCAGUGACUCAGUCACGAAACGGGAACUAUGAGGUCCGGUGGAAUAACAACUACGAAUUAACAGCAAUCUACGAGUUUUUGUCCUAUACGGUGACAUACGGGAAAAAAGGAGAGACGCCUCAAAAUUUCACAACAAAGGACAUGUACUAUGAGAUACCUGAGAACAAGCUGGAGCCAAAUACGAUAUACGUGGUCAGCGUCCGAACACACACAAACCUCAAUAACAGGAUCAGCGCCCGCAGUGACAAGUAUGAAUUCAAAACCUCUCUCUCCCCGUACAUGAUACUGAUGCUUGUCAUCGCCAGCCUGAGUGUUGCUGCCAUCAUCAUUACCACCUUUAUGUUUAUCUACUGUUCUCGGAUCAAGGAGAAGUUGUGGGAUGAAGUUGCCGAACUUCAGAAUCCAUCAUUCUUCAAUAUUCAUCCAGGUGAACCGAAGAUCUUGCAGCCUCCUGAGACCAGUUUCUCCAAGCUCCUUGUGCUCCCCUGUGACUCAGACGAAGACGCCUCGUGGUCAGAUGAUUCACCAGCAGACACCAGCAGCAGUGGGGUGCACCUCGCCGGCUCUUCUGAUGGCCCCGUCAACGUGGCGCCCAACGAUAUCAUUGCCAGCGUUCGAGGGGCCCUCCGCAUGGUCCUUCCCCAGCACGCCGUGACGUCAUCAGCGAGCGACAGUUUCCCCACAGUGUCACAGAACGCCAGUGGUUUACUCUCCAGAGGUGUUGCCUUCAAAACGUCUCCUGGACUGUUUGAUUUGGGCGACACGUCCCGCUCCGGCUCCGACCGCCAGCCGCCAUCUGUGAUGUCUUCUGACUCCGCCUACCAACAGAACCAGGGUCAUUUUUUUGGGAGAAACAUCAGUCCCGAGCAGCAGGCUCUGAGUUCUGGGCAGCUAUAUGAAAACCGACCAUGUGUUCCAUCUUGUGUGCUAACAAACUCUUUGUGGAAGCUGCCCGGUGCAGAGUCUGCAGGAGACUCCGGUCUGUCAUCCGUCUCUGGUGGCAUCAGCACGUCUGGGUCUGGUAAUGUUGCUUCCAUCACCGCGGCUCGUCUUCAGAGCGACGAUCAGUCAGUCAGCCGUGUCAUAAACCUGACCGACUUGACCCAGGACGUGUGCUGUGAAUCCAUGAAGCCCUGUGCCGGCGGUCUGCCCGCAGUAUCACACACUUUACCCAUAACUCAUGACUAUCAAGCUUUUCAAAGCCUAGUGACCCAGCCGGGCGUCUCUGUGGCAGAGCAGAGCACAGGAGGGGAGCGCCAGCUGGACCAGCAUCCAGAGGAACGCUCCAACGACAUCUGCCGAGCCUCCUUAGAGCCGGUGCUUCUAGAUUUUAGUUACGCCCCCCAGUGUCCCUUUGUCUUACCUCUGUCUGCCGACCUCUCUGAGGCCGUGCUCACUGUCAGCGGCUACCAGCCUGUGUAGGCUGAGGCCUCCAUCAGACUGCAGGAGCUUUGAAAUCCAAACCCAAUUGGAAGUUGAGUUGCAUCACACAUAUCAGGCGAAUCUUCACAGAUGUGCUUCUCACUUUUGCAGCAUGCACACACACUGCAAAAUUAGAGUAAUAAUGGUGCAUCACACACUACACACACACUAAAGCCUUUCCCCAUCUCACCUGCCCAACACACCUGGAAUUUAAACCCUAAAUAACAAACUUGUUAUUUUACUAUUAAAGUAUGUUAUUAUUAAACUAUCAGGGCGGCCCUGAUGAGUCUUCACCUGCUGGGAGGUGUAAGACUGGAUCUGUAAACUCCUCACAUCAGCAGAUAAUCUGGGCCUCACAUCAGUACCAGGGAGGGGCGAGUCGGGGGAUCAAAUCAACCCAAAACUCCUGCAGUCUGAGCCCGGCUUUAGUUGAAGACGAUAAUCACAGAAUGUGGACACAGUUGGGUGUUUUUUGCUGUUUUUGACAAUUUUAACACCGUUUCUGCGUCUUUUUUUUUUUUUUUUUUAAGAUAAUGAACAG